This is a messenger RNA of Camelina sativa (false flax), 646 nucleotides long. RefSeq lists its product as uncharacterized. NCBI's taxonomy places the organism in Eukaryota, Viridiplantae, Streptophyta, Magnoliopsida, Brassicales, Brassicaceae. The record is from RefSeq and is a predicted model, not a curated record.
AAAGAACUUGUGUGGUGUUGUAAGGAUAGGGAGAGAGAGAGAGAUAGGGAAGCCGUCAUGAGUACUUCGGCAGGAUCUAGGAUCAUGUCAUUAGGAGAGCCGUUUGUGCCGGCAAAUGAACCCCGUUCUCUAUUCCUCACGUUUUCCAAUGGCUUUCCCCUCUCAGAAGACCAGAUCUUCGAAUUCUUCGACAGCUGGUUUCCAAUGUGCGUGGAGGACGUGUUUGUGAACAGACCAGUGGCAGCAAGGAAGCUGGGUAAGAAUGAUUUGUUUGGGAAAGUGAUAUUCAGGUAUUUUACCAUACCAAACAUUGUGCUGGGGCCUUAUGAGAAGGUUGGCUUUUCCGUCUAUGGGCGUCCUAUGUACUGCAGAAGGUUUGAAACCCGGAGGCCAAAAGCAGACAAUGCAUCAGCAGCCCACCGUGAUCGUCGUGAGUGAUCUGGGAGUUUGAAGGUCAUGAAACCCUUUUGUUGUUGUAUCAACGUAAAAGGGUUUCUUGAAUAAAGUUUCGUUGUUGUUUUUCUUUAAUUUCAUGAAUAAGUGGGUGAUCUUCCAGUCAUGUGGAAUGGAUCAUCACAUGUUUUUAUCAUUACAGAGAUAUUUUCUUGUUGUUGGCAAACCAUUUUGAAGGAUGUUUUAUUUUAUG